AUGAGCGGGGGAUGGAAUACAAUCGAAUCCGAUGCGGGUGUAUUCACAUCGCUGAUAGAGAAUCUCGGCGUCAAGGACAUUCAGUUUGAAGAGCUCCUCACACUGGAUCCUUCGGAGCUGCUUGCGCUGCAGCCUGUGUACGGCGUCAUCUUUCUUUUCAAAUACCCAACCGACAAGCCAUACGCCACGCCUGACGGGCCGCUCGACGGUAAAUUCGACCAGGCCGCCUCGGAGAAGCUCUUUUUCGCCGCUCAGACAAUACAGAAUGCGUGCGCCACGCAGGCGCUGCUCAGCGUGUUGCUGAACCAGACGGCCGCUUCCAACACGGACACUACCACCGACAAUGACAGCCAUAAGGUCGACAUUGGCGAGAAGCUGCGCGACUUUCGCGACUUCACCAUGGUGCUGCCGCCCGAGUUCCGCGGCGAGGCGCUGAGCAACUCGGAUCUGAUCCGCGAGGUGCACAACAGCUUCGCGCGCAGCAACCCGUUUGCCGACGAGACGCAGCGCGACCCCAACGCCGAGACCGAGGACGCCUUCCACUUUGUCGCCUACACCCCGAUCGGCGGCACGCUGUACGAGCUCGAUGGUCUGCAGCCGGCGCCCAUCUCUCACGGCGCGUGCGCGCAAGACGAGUUCCCGCGCCGCGUGGUCGACGUGCUGCAGCGUCGCGUCGCCCGCUACGAGGCAACCGAGAUCCGCUUCAACCUGCUGGCCAUGUGCCGCGACCUGCGUGUGCGCGCGCGCGAGUUUGGCGACGCUGAGCUGCUGGAGAGGGAGGAGCGCAAGCGCCGCGAGUGGCGCUUUGAGAACGCCCUCCGCCGGCACAACUUUGUCGGCUUCGCGGGCGAGGUGCUCAAGGGCGUGGCUGGCAACCGCAUCCGCGCAGGCGGUGAUGAGGGCGUCAAGACGUGGGUGGACGAGAGCCUGGAGAGGAGAAAGACGGCCGAGAAGGCGUUGCGAGGCAGGGGAGGGGACGGGGAUGUCGAUAUGAGCUAG
This is a messenger RNA of Akanthomyces muscarius, 999 nucleotides long. RefSeq lists its product as uncharacterized. Gene Ontology annotation, biological process: protein deubiquitination; ubiquitin-dependent protein catabolic process. The record is from RefSeq and is a predicted model, not a curated record. Lineage: Eukaryota; Fungi; Ascomycota; Sordariomycetes; Hypocreales; Cordycipitaceae. Gene Ontology annotation, cellular component: cytoplasm. Bases 1 to 999 code for a protein of 332 amino acids. Gene Ontology annotation, molecular function: cysteine-type deubiquitinase activity. The transcript is spliced from 3 exons.